Neodiprion virginianus is the source of this 2150-nucleotide messenger RNA. Its product is annotated as spermine oxidase. Gene Ontology annotation, molecular function: polyamine oxidase activity. The coding region runs from base 219 to 1703 and encodes 494 amino acids. The record is from RefSeq and is a predicted model, not a curated record. Lineage: Eukaryota; Metazoa; Arthropoda; Insecta; Hymenoptera; Diprionidae. The transcript is spliced from 8 exons.
CGAUAUCUUUCUAUUGCUUGUGUUUGUUUUAUCACCAUUCCAAGUUUUGACCCUAUUAAUCCUGACAUCAAUCUAGCCAGAUAGAGAACUAGUCAGCCAACACAUCAGUUUUACCGUUGUAGUUGGAAACCUCCAGUAAACUCCGAAAGUAGUAUACAAAGUCUAUCCAUUUCCAAUAAAGUGGUGUUUAAGAUAUUGGCCACGCUACUUGCCGAAAAAUGUUUAAAGAUGUGCAAGUUUUAAUUGUUGGAGCCGGCGCUGCUGGUAUCGCCGCGGCAUGCCGUCUGCUGGAGCAAGGUUUUCAAAAUGUCAGAGUUUUUGAAGCCGGAGAUCGAAUCGGAGGGCGCGUACAUACCGUAGAAUUCGCUGAUAACGUGGUAGAGCUAGGAGCUGAAUAUGUGCACGGUGAGCGUGGAAAUAUAUCCUAUGAAUUGGCAUCUCGCCACAAUCUUUUGGAGGGAUCUAACCUUCUGACCAAUACUGAAAAGUGGAUGUUUGCUGAUUCUCAAGGAGAAAUCAUACCUAGAGAACAAAGUACUGAGCUACUGAAUAUAUAUCAUGAAAUCUACACAGUUAUGCCAAACAAGAUAACAGAUUUCGAGGGGUCAUUCGGAGAAUAUUUCACACAAGAGUAUUACAAGGCAUUCAAGGAAAAUCCAUUUACAAAUUUCACCAGGGCAGAAGAAUUUUUGGAGUGGAUAUGCAAGUAUGAAUCUAUCAUAGAAUCUUGCGAUUCGUGGUCCGAAGUUUCUGCAUCUGGACUUGCCGAGUAUUGGACAUGUGAAGGGAAUCCAUUGCUUAAUUGGAAAGGCAGGGGAUAUAAAACUCUGUUUGAAGUUUUAAUGAACAAGUUUACACCAGCGGCAAGUGAGCUACCACUUCUGGAAAAAGUGGACUUCAAGAAAGUAGUUUCAAGUAUUGACUAUAGCAGUAAAAAUCGAAUUACUAUUAGAACUACUGACAACUCGGAGCAUAAUGCUGAUCAUGUUAUUUUUACACCCUCGCUUGGUGUACUGAAAGAACAACACAGCAAUUUAUUCACUCCACCACUACCUGAAUUGAAAAGACGUGCCAUACAGGGUCUCGGAUUUGGAACAGUGGACAAAAUUAUCUUUGAAUUUCCUUACAAAUGGUGGCCCGAAGAUAUCGCCGGUUUUAAUUUAGUUUGGUCGAAGGAGGAUAAAACAAAGUUUGUACAAUCUUCUGACAAAGGUAAUGAAUGGUUGGCUGAUGUUUUUCAUUUCUCCACUAUUGACCAUCAACCUCGUCUUUUAAGCGGUUGGCUCACUGGACCAUGUGCAAGGCAUGUUGAGGACUUGAAAGAUUCAACUGUACUUGAUGGAUUCUAUGACAUGUUGCAAAGAUUCUUUAGUAAAAAAUUCGACAUUCCAAAACCAAUAAAUAUGAUACGGUCCAAGUGGAAUCAGAAUAAACACUUUAGAGGCUCCUACAGUUUUCGAACUUUGGAAUCUAAAAAUUUAGACAUCUGGGCGAAAGACCUUGCUGAACCUAUCAUUAAUCCCACUGGCAAACCAGUAUUACUUUUUGGUGGGGAGGCAACUCAUGAGCACUAUUACUCGACAGUUCAUGGUGCAGUUGAAAGCGGAAUUCGCGAAGCUGAUAGACUCAUAGAAUACUACAGGUAUGAAGCUCUUGAGUAUAUCUCGUUUUGUUCGUUAGAUACAAAAUUAAAAAGGCCUUAGAACAAUUAUGUUUGAAUUCUACGCAAAAAAUCUCCCCUAGAAUAAACUUUUCAAGUAUGUGACACUGUCACUUCAUAUAGAUAUAAAUGAAAAUUGGGGAUCUCUUUUAGAAGAAAGCUACUGCACAUCUUGAACUUUGGCAAAUCGAUACUCGGUUUCAUUGACUUUCCCCCAAGUUAUUUUAAAAUAACAUUGGUCAUUCAGAUCUAUCAAUUGACUAUAGCACAGUUUAUUUACAGGAAAAGAAAACCCCAGCUGUAACGAAGUGGUUAUCUAUUCCAAUCGGCGGAUGAUGCUGAACACGAAUUCCUGUAUAUUCUAAAUUGUAAACAAAGAAAUACCAUAUAAACGUAUAUUUUUCCACGUAUUCUGUGAAAACGCAAUUUGUAUAUCAUAUUUUACACUCUAUGCUCAAUUUUCUAGUGAAUAAAAUCAAAGUCAUUGAAU